UUAAUGAUGCGUUUCUUUUGAUCAGUGGCUCAGGGGGUUAACAUGAUAGACAACAUCACACGCAGAACAUACAACACAACCCACUGCAUGCUCGCAUGGUGACGUAAUCCCGUGAAAGAGCACGCGCUAUUCGCAACAAUGUCGCGCACCAAAACACAUCAGCGCCGUCCAUCCAGCCGAACCCGAUCCCGAGCCCAAUGAGACCCAAAUCCGCGGCAGCUCGAGGUUUUCUAUCAGGAACAUUUAGAGGGGGAUAUGGCUGCUCAAGAACCGUCUCCACCCUCCUCCAUGGAGAACAACAAGCCAGGGUUUCCCAAAAAGAUCCUGGCCAAUAAACUUGAAGACAAACAUUUAUGCAACUGUUGUCAAAACAUUUUGAGGAGACCGUUCCAAGCUCAGUGCGGCCAUCGCUUUUGCUCUUACUGCUUCAACCGGACUGUGGGAUCUGGACCACAGAAGUGUAGUGCUUGUAUCAAAGAGGACAUCUUUGAAGAGCCUACAUCAAUUCUCAAACAAGGCUGUGCGUUUCCAGACAACGCGGCUAGAAGAGAGGUGGAAAAUCUCCCAGCCGUCUGCAUCAGUGAGGGAUGCUGUUGGAAGGGAAGCAUCAAAGAUUAUGAGCUGAACCAUGAAGGGAAAUGUGAGUUCAUGAUUCUGGCCUGUUCCCUGUGUAAAGAGCUCAUCAGACUGAACGAACAGGAACGUCACAAUGAACGUGAAUGCCCCGAGAGAACCCUCAACUGUAAAUACUGUAAAGAGCCAUUUCACUUCAAAAACAUCAAGGCACAUGAUGAAAUCUGUCCCAAAUACCCCAUGAUCUGUGAAGGAUGCGCCAAGAAGAAAAUCCCAAGAGAAAAAUAUUUUGAUCACAUCAAGUUCUGCAGUAAAUUCAGGACACCAUGCAGAUAUCAUGUGGUCGGCUGUGAUAUGUUGGUGGAAAAGGAGAAGAUCCACGAGCACGAGCGAGCCUGCGCCCACGACCAUCUCAACCUGCUGCUGCACUGCAUCAUGGGAAUGAAGGUCAGUCUGGAGGGUCUGCAGCCUCAGAAUCUGGAGCUGGCGGGUCACAAAGCGCUCGAGCUCCAUAAGGCUCUGAGAGACCUGGAGGCCAGAGUCAGUCAGUUGUGCGCCAUCCCGGGCCCGUCCGGACCUCCCGUGCAGGGGGUCCCCUCAUCUUCGUCCUCCACACCGUCGUCCUCUGCGUCUGCCUCCGGGCAGCCCCCUCCUCCUCUGCCCACCUCCUUCACUCCUCUGCCCAGCACAGUAGGCGCCGCCCUGGAGCUUCAGCUGCACAGCGAGAAGACCAAAGUGGCAGAACUGGCCCGGCGCUGUCAGGAGAUUGAGGUGAAGGCGGGGACGUUUGAAGAUGUGGUGUGCGUACUGAACCGUGAGGUGGAGCGCUUCGCCACAACCAUAGAAGCAAGCAACCGGCAGCACAGACUGGAUCAAGACAAAAUAGAGGCUCUUAGUAACAAGGUGCGUCAGCUGGAGAGACAGGUGGGUGUUAAGGAUCUCACGGUGGCCGAGAUGGAGGGCAGAUUACGCGAGAUGUCUGCUACCACUUUUGAUGGCGUCUUCAUCUGGCGAAUAUCAGACUUCACUAAAAAGAGACAAGAUGCUGUCGCUGGACGAGCUCCUGCCAUGUUUUCACCAGCAUUCUAUACCAGUAAAUACGGCUAUAGGAUGUGUUUGCGCAUCUAUUUGAAUGGAGACGGAACGGGCCGCGGGUCUCAUCUAUCUCUGUUCUUCGUGGUCAUGCGGGGGAUGAGUGACGCUCUUCUCAAAUGGCCAUUCAACCAGAAGGUCACCCUGAUGCUGCUGGACCAAAGUAACAGAGAGCACAUCAUCGACGCUUUCCGGCCCGACAUCACCUCCUCUUCAUUCCAGAGGCCGGUCAGCGAGAUGAACAUUGCCAGCGGAUGUCCUCUCUUCUGUCCGCUGUCCAAGCUGGAGGGCAAGAACUCUUACAUCCGCGACGACACCAUCUUCAUCAAAGCCAUUGUGGACCUCACCGGCCUUUAGCUGUCGGUAUCUCACGUCGCACACUGUUAGCAAAAUGGUCUUAUUCUCUUUUCAGAGCUGCUUUACUCUGCCAAGUGGUUUAUUCCAUUACAUCGCAAGUAUGUGCAAACACUACGACUGCACAGACUCAGAAGGGGACAAUAGAGAUUUGUGUAGGGAAACACUGGAAUUGAACGUGAAGUCCGCUCCAGUUAAAAAUGGAUUUAAAGGGCCGGUGCAGAAUGUGGCCGCUGAAUACUACCUGUUUGUUUACUUUUCAGUGAAAUUGCAGUACUCCAGGUUCCAUUUACCACAUUACCAUGUUUAUGCCGAAUUCCCCCAGAGCCGAAAAUGGGACUCUGUGUGAAUCUGCGGUUGAAUGUUUCUAUUUGCAUGUUGAACAUGAAGUGUGGCCAACGUACUGUUUUUACAUCACGGCCUGUUUGUUCUGUUCGAAGAAGGGUUUUAUUGUUGUGACUGUAUCGAGGAUAAUGAUCGUGGAUUUCUUUUUAUUGGUGUUUGGACACAUCUGUGGAAGAUAGUUUGAAGUGUUACAAAUCUUAUUAUGGUGUUAGAACAGCUUGGCAGACGUCUCGUGCAUAUUUAUUAUAAACAAAUACAUUUUGUAUAUUUAUAUGAAACAAUGACAGCUCUUGUUACUUUUGUAUAUAGGAAUAUUUAUACAGUUUACACGAUACAUCAGAGCUUGGGUUUGUAGUGCCGGUUUCAUGGAGUUUGUAUUUUAUUCCUUUUAAACGGUUCACUGCCAAAUGACGUCGAGGGCAGUUUCUGUAUUUUGUAGGAUCAAAUUGAGAAAUGUUUACACAGGACCAAGCGUUUUGCUAUACAGAUAUCUUUUGUAUUUAUCAUUGACGUGUAACUUCCGUUUAUCACAAUCCAUUCGCAUAAACCAGUUCUGACACUAUUGAAACUUCUCUGUGUAUGGGAGGCGUCAAUCUGCUAUAUGAAAUAUAUAUACCGCAAGCAGUGAAGGGCACUGCAUACGUUAGAAAUACAAGAAAUUAAAUAUAAUGCUUAUUAUUUUAAAUAAAAGUGCAUAUAUAUCAUAGUAAUAUUAUAUAAACCUAUAAAUCUUUAUAUAUAACCAUACAAAUUCAAAGUAAGGAUUUAUCUUCAUACACGUUUGUACAGUUUACUUCUAUUUUAUUACAUUAAAUGGAUAUUAUUAUUUAUAUAGAUGUACAUGGGCUUGAAAAAAGUAGUUGAAAAAGUAUUAUUGUUAAUUGGUCAGAAAUUCAUUUGUAUGCUCAAAUCCCUGUUAUAAAUACUUGAUCACAUCUCAAAGCUGGAUUGAAAUUGCAAUACAGUUAAAGGGGUCAUAUGGCAUGAACACAUGUUUUUCUGUGUCUUUGGUGUUUUAUAAGUUGCCCAUGCAUGUAUUAGACACUUAAAUUGCAAAAAAAAAGUGUCUGAACAAAAGAUGCAUUCUAUCUAAAAGCGAAUAAUCAUCAAGACCUGCCUGAAAUGCCGUGUAACCCCCCCCCACACAAAUAUCCCCAAUCUCGUAGUAUUAUUUGACUAAGACCGCCAAAAUGUAAACACAAUUAAGGUGGGCAUUCCUGUCGGUUCAAUUGCAUUGGAACCUAAUGUUCCAAAUAUGGUAAGAGGCGUUACAUUUCCGUCACACGGUUGCAGUAUUCGACCAAUCACUACACACUGGUUAACUUGCCAAUCAUAGCACACCUUGCUUUUCAGAGCGAAGAGCUUUGUUAAAAAUCUGUGCGUUUCAGAGAGGCGGGGCAAAGAGGAGAUACAAACAUGGACGGUAUGGGGAAAAUACAGCGUGUUUUAACCUUAAAUCGUGUAUAUUCAAUGCAUUACAUCUUAAACAAACCAUAAUAUUAUUUUUAGCCGUGUCAUAUGACUCCUUUAAAGUUUAACUUGGGUGAAAAAAUAUAUGUAUACCAGAAAUUAAAUGAUCUGUCAGAAUUCUGUGACAACAUUUGUUCCGAAUAUUAAACGGUGUUGGGCCUUAUAGGUAAUUUGUCUUUUGAGGGAAACUUCUUAAAUGUUUGUUUAAAACAUGCAAUGUUUUUGGAAACCUACUGUAUGUCGAUUUUUUUCAAAUUGGAUUCUGUUAUUUGUGCCAAAUUAAAUUGUCAAGCAUAUUAUGCUCCUAAUGAUAUCUAUACCUGUAGAUGGCAGUUUACAAUAUUUUGUUGCAUUAAUAAACGGAACUUAGCUAUAGGUAAAAAGUUGUGAACAUUGUUAUAUUUACCAAAAACUGAGCCACAUUUAUGAAUGUCAGUGCAAGCUAUUUUAAGAUCACAAUACUGCUCACUCUUUGAUUUAUUUCUGUAUCUUUUUCAUUUUAUAGUUUUAUUUUUGUAUGUUUGAUGCAUUUUGUG
Messenger RNA from Triplophysa dalaica, 4370 nucleotides. RefSeq names its product TNF receptor-associated factor 2. Gene Ontology annotation, biological process: protein K63-linked ubiquitination; tumor necrosis factor-mediated signaling pathway; positive regulation of JNK cascade. The record is from RefSeq and is a predicted model, not a curated record. Gene Ontology annotation, molecular function: ubiquitin-protein transferase activity; tumor necrosis factor receptor binding; ubiquitin protein ligase binding. NCBI's taxonomy places the organism in Eukaryota, Metazoa, Chordata, Actinopteri, Cypriniformes, Nemacheilidae. Gene Ontology annotation, cellular component: cytoplasmic side of plasma membrane; plasma membrane signaling receptor complex; cytosol. Bases 256 to 2022 code for a protein of 588 amino acids. The transcript is spliced from 11 exons.